AGAGAGAAAGACAGAGAGAAAGAGGGAGCGAUGCUAGAUAAGCAUAAGCGGGUGGCCAGCAGGGGGGUAGCAGCUUUGACGAGCUCCAGCUCAGAUUCGCGCGAGUGCAACUGCACUAGCACAUAACCACGGCAUUAUCUGACUGCAAUUCACGGGGCUCUCACGCCAAAAGGACCAGUACACCUGACCACGGCGACAUUGCAUUCGCCUACGUCAUUCACGCUAUACUUGUGUCAAGGUAGUGCGAACAGACUGGACAAAUCAGACCUGACACAUACGCAACACAGUCCAGCAGACCACACCGUACGAGACAACCAGCGAAGUAAAGAGGUUAGAGGACAGUUAUUAGACUACGAGGGUGGGAGUGUGCAGCAGCGUACGGGCCACGGACUACGGCUGGCGAGACAGACCCGGUCAAGAGUGUAAGGCAGAGACAGACCGAGAAAACAAUGUAGACACACACAAAAAGCCCAAAAGAGCAAUUGCGGGAGCACUAGCGAGUCUGCAUUAAUACGUAUGGAGGUGCAGUAGGUGCAUACUGCUUGUGAGUUGUGUGUCUUGCUGUGCGCGCGCUACUCGCGAUACUCGCGGUCAAUCACAAAGAAAGAGUAAAGCAAAGGGUUAUCCGUGAGCCAGGACCAGGGCCUGGACUCCUCUUCGUGGCACUUUUGCGUGAUCGAAUCCAGCUUCGCACUCGUGAGUUGUGUGCUGAUUCUUUGGACGCGAGGAGCGAGAGGUGUGCUGGUGUUACCGCGCGCGUCAACGAGAGAGAGAGGGAGAGAGAGAGAGGGAAAGCGUGCGCGAGAGGAGUGGUGCACCUCCGGUAUACUGCCGAGCAGACAGACGGAGUAAUCAGUGAUUCUCUCUUAACCUUCUGUCCUAGUUAUGACACCUGGCAGUCGUCCACCGAGCACACUUGCCUCCUGCUAGACUCACUGUAACAACGCUACGUUAUUCUACUGUUGCCACUGUGGGCACUGUUGCUGCGACUGCAACUUCUCUUAUCUACGUCUUCUUCCGUGGCGAUGGGCCGGCCAGUGUCAGUUAGAGUGUGACGAGCACAGAAUACACCCAGUCGUGCUGUUGUAUAGUACUGUGGCAGCGGCGGCUCGUACAACUCGUACGUGUAUAUAUUUAGUGUGCGUGUCUCAGCCGGGUUGCUGUUUUUUGUGCCUCGCUCUGUCAACCAUCAGGCUUCAAGCUGCAUCAAUCACGGAGCCACUCACGGGAGACACCGUCACCAAGCGCAGUCAUGGCAUCAUCCCAGAAGGGGAUACAGAUCGGCAACGCCUGGUUCCAGAAGAAAAUCAACCUCAGGCCUCAGCACAGAGGUGUGCAUCUGGUCACCGAGGAGAUACUCAGGCAAAUCCCUGAGCUCUGCCAGUUCUCAGUUGGCCUCUGUCAUGUGCAGAUUUUGCACACCUCUGCAAGCUUGGCACUGAACGAGAGCUGGGAUCCGGAUGUGAGGGACGAUAUGGAAAUGAUGCUGAACAAAAUAGUUCCUGAAGGACUACCAUACAGGCACAGCUGCGAAGGGCCAGACGACAUGCCGGCGCACGUGAAGGCCUGCUUUCUGGGCUCCUCGCUGUCCAUCCCCAUAACAGACGGCAAGUUGGCUCUGGGUACGUGGCAGGGUGUCUGGCUGUGCGAGCAUCGCGACCACGCAGGCAGCCGCAAGCUCGUGUUGACGUUGACCGGAUGCCUGAGGGACUCGACGCGCAGCCCUCUCAGCCCCGUCAGCCCAAUCGCCUCGACGAGCAGCUAGGACCACUCGCAUCCGCGACGGCGCGGCAAACGCUCGCUGCGCAAGUCCACCUCCAGCAACACCAGCUAGCAGCCGCCCACGCCCGGCAGCACGCCCGCCUCCAGAGCCCCAUCCGACCGCGGCUCGCAGGGCUAGCCGCGGUCACCCGGGGUGCGCUCUCUCGCCUCCUUUCGGCCUUGAGCCUCUGCCGCCGCCACCUUCGACUGACUCGACGCACCCCGCGGGCAGAGGGUCUGGCAUUCUUGCCUGCAACCGUCUUCUCUGUCGCGUCCCUUGGCUAGAUGUGCUUACACUCGCGUAACUUUAUUCGCCAAAGUCGCAAAACUGUCCGCGCAUCCUCCAGUUUCAUUUGAGCACCGCGUCCUCGUCCCACUAAGUGCUCACUUCGUUUCCUAUUGUUCCUUUUUUUAUGCUGAUCAUAAGCGCGGCUUUCUUGUGUUCCGGACAACUAACGCAUGAGAAUCUGCGCAGGCAAGAUAAAGUCUCGAUCCAUGAAUAUUAGUUCGAGUGAAGAAGUAGAGCUCGAUGAUAGAGAGCGAGAGAGGACUUGUACACACGUGUCUGGAUAACCUUUGGUUUUCCUCGCAUCGCGAAGAAAUAACAAAUGAUGUCGAGGAAAAACUUUGGUCAUCGUUUUGUCGAGAAACGAACCGUUAAAAAAGCUGCCAGAGCAGACCGUUUUGCUCGUAGUCUGCAUAAAUAUAAAUAUAGAUAUAUACGUAACAUGUACAUAUAUAUAUAUAUAUAUAUAUAUUUAUUUAUUUAUUUAUUUAUUUAUUUAUUUAUUAUGAGCUCCAUAGAGAGACUCU
This is a messenger RNA of Phymastichus coffea, 2574 nucleotides long. RefSeq names its product UPF0047 protein YjbQ. The record is from RefSeq and is a predicted model, not a curated record. The transcript has 3 exons. NCBI's taxonomy places the organism in Eukaryota, Metazoa, Arthropoda, Insecta, Hymenoptera, Eulophidae. The coding region runs from base 1253 to 1765 and encodes 170 amino acids.